This is a messenger RNA of Eremothecium cymbalariae DBVPG#7215, 2634 nucleotides long. RefSeq names its product ribonucleotide-diphosphate reductase subunit RNR3 (gene RNR3). Gene Ontology annotation, biological process: DNA replication; deoxyribonucleotide biosynthetic process. The coding region runs from base 1 to 2634 and encodes 877 amino acids. Gene Ontology annotation, cellular component: ribonucleoside-diphosphate reductase complex. Gene Ontology annotation, molecular function: ribonucleoside-diphosphate reductase activity, thioredoxin disulfide as acceptor; ATP binding. NCBI's taxonomy places the organism in Eukaryota, Fungi, Ascomycota, Saccharomycetes, Saccharomycetales, Saccharomycetaceae. The transcript has a single exon. The record is from RefSeq and is a predicted model, not a curated record.
AUGUAUGUUUAUAAGAGAGACGGUCGUAAGGAGCAGGUCAAGUUUGACAAGAUUACAGCGCGUAUAUCACGGUUGUGCUAUGGCCUGGAUCCGAAACAUAUUGAUGCAGUGAAAAUCACUCAGAGGAUUAUAUCUGGGGUUUAUGAGGGGGUGACGACCGUUGAAUUGGAUAAUUUAGCAGCGGAAACAUGUGCUUAUAUGACGACGGUGCAUCCGGAUUAUGCUACUUUAGCAGCGCGGAUUGCCAUUUCGAAUUUGCAUAAGCAGACGACCAAGCAGUUUUCGCAGGUUAUUAGCGAUUUGUAUCAUUAUAUCAAUCCCAAGAAUGGGUUGAAGUCUCCGAUGAUUUCAGAUGAAGUUUAUGAGAUUGUGAUGGAGCACAAGGACGAGCUUAAUUCUGCGAUAUUGUAUGACAGAGAUUUCCAGUAUAACUACUUUGGAUUCAAGACGUUGGAACGUUCUUACUUGCUGCGGAUUGAUGGGCAGGUUGCCGAGAGACCUCAGCACAUGGUGAUGCGUGUGGCGGUGGGGAUUCAUGGACGAGACAUUAAGAAAGCGAUUGAGACGUAUAACUUGAUGUCAUUGAGGUAUUUCACCCACGCGUCGCCUACGUUGUUCAAUGCGGGUACACCGCAUCCACAAAUGUCAUCGUGUUUCUUGGUUGCUAUGAAGGAUGACUCAAUUGAGGGUAUCUAUGAUACGUUAAAGGAGUGUGCUCUGAUUUCCAAGACUGCUGGUGGUAUUGGGUUGCACAUUCACAACAUUCGGUCCACUGGCUCUUACAUUGCGGGCACGAACGGGACUUCAAACGGUAUUAUCCCUAUGGUAAGGGUAUACAAUAAUACCGCUCGUUAUGUCGACCAGGGUGGUAACAAGCGUCCUGGAGCGUUUGCCAUAUAUUUGGAGCCAUGGCAUUCGGAUAUCUUUGACUUUAUUGAUAUUCGGAAGAACCACGGUAAGGAGGAAAUUCGUGCUCGUGACUUGUUUCCUGCGUUAUGGAUUCCUGAUCUGUUUAUGCGCAGGGUCCAAGAUAAUGGCGAUUGGACGUUGUUCUCUCCUAGCGAAGCACCUGGUUUAUCUGAAGUAUGGGGAGACGAAUUUGAAGAACUAUACGAACGUUACGUCCUCGAAGGCCGUGGGAGAAAGACUAUCAAAGCCCAAAAAUUGUGGUAUGCCAUCUUGGAGGCUCAAACGGAGACGGGCACUCCAUUCAUCUUGUAUAAGGAUGCUUGUAACAGAAAAUCUAAUCAAAAAAAUAUUGGUACCAUCAAAUCCUCCAACUUAUGCUGUGAAAUUGUUGAAUAUUCCUCUCCAGAAGAGACUGCCGUGUGCAAUUUGGCCUCCAUUGCUCUACCAGCAUUUAUCGAAGAGUCUUCAGAUGGAAAGACUCAAUUUUACAACUUCCAAAAGUUACAUGAUAUUGCAAAAGUCGUCACUCGUAAUUUGAACAGAGUCAUUGAUCGUAACUAUUACCCUGUUGAGACUGCCAGGCGGUCAAAUAUGCGGCAUAGACCUAUCGCUUUGGGUGUCCAAGGUUUAGCCGAUGCAUUCAUGAUUUUGCGUAUCCCUUUUGAUUCCAAAGAAGCUAAAGAAUUGAACAUUCAAAUAUUCGAAACUCUAUAUCAUGCAGCUUGCGAGGCGUCCGUUGAAUUAGCUAUCGAAGAAGGUCCUUAUGAGUCUUUCAAGGGUUCUCCAAUAUCCAAAGGUAUUUUACAAUUUGACAUGUGGGGAAGGAAACCUACUGAUCUAUGGGAUUGGCAGACUUUGAAGGCUAAAAUAGUUAAACACGGUACCCGGAACUCCUUGUUAAUUGCUCCAAUGCCAACAGCCUCUACGUCGCAGAUUUUGGGCUAUAAUGAGUGUUUUGAACCUUACACAUCAAAUAUGUAUUCUCGUCGUGUAUUGUCAGGUGAGUUCCAGAUUGUUAAUCCCUACUUGUUACGUGAUUUAGUUGAUCUAGGUGUGUGGGAUGAAUCUAUGAAGUCCCACAUCAUUUCUGAUAAUGGUUCCAUUCAAGGGUUGCCCAAUAUCCCCCAAGAAUUGAAAGAUCUUUAUAAGACCGUCUGGGAGUUAUCUCAGAAGACUAUAAUUGACAUGGCUGCCGAUCGUGGUGCCUACAUUGAUCAAUCUCAGUCUCUGAACAUUCAUAUUCGCGCUCCUACCAUGGGUAGGUUAACUUCUAUGCACUUUUAUGGUUGGAAGAAAGGAUUAAAGACAGGCAUGUAUUAUUUACGGACUCAAGCUGCGUCUGCAGCCAUUCAAUUCACUGUGGACAAGGCUGUAGCUGAACAAGCUGCAAACAAUGUAGCUAAUCUAUCCAAACUUCAGCGUCCACAAUAUGUCCCAUGUGAUUUCACUUAUUCUAAAAACUCCACUAUUCCCUUAGAUGAAUUAAAAGAUUCGGUGUCCGUUAACAUCUCUACAUCUGAUGUUUCUUCCCUAUCAAAUAGUGUUUCUUCUUUGACAAUAGAUUCGAAAGCACCAAUUACCCCCAUUACGGAACCUGGAUCGAAAUCUGGUGAGUUUGAAGAUGAAGCAGAGGUUGACAGCGAACAAAAGUUUGAUAUUUACAAUUCUAAAGUCGUUGCUUGUGCUAUCAACAACCCAGAAGCUUGUGAAAUGUGCUCCGGUUAG